Phlebotomus argentipes is the source of this 1113-nucleotide messenger RNA. RefSeq names its product translocon-associated protein subunit alpha. Gene Ontology annotation, cellular component: endoplasmic reticulum; endoplasmic reticulum membrane. NCBI's taxonomy places the organism in Eukaryota, Metazoa, Arthropoda, Insecta, Diptera, Psychodidae. Bases 114 to 998 code for a protein of 294 amino acids. The transcript is spliced from 3 exons. The record is from RefSeq and is a predicted model, not a curated record.
GUUGGAGUGAGUGAAAAGAAAACACGGCUCAUUCUCAUUGCCGCGCGCCACAUUGCAAAAGUGCUUCAGCGAGUUACUGUGUGCCGAGAUUGACAUAGAAAUAGUGUGACAAAAUGAAGAAUAUACUCCUUGUGGUGUUGCUAGUUCUGCCGGCGAUUCUCUUCACCGCGAACAGUGGAAACAAAUUGGUUGCAUGGGCGGAGGAUGAGAUUGAGGACGAGGUGGUGGACGUUGAGGGCGAGGACGCUGCCAUGGUGGGGGAGGACGUGGAACCCGAGGAGGAGGGCGAUUCUACAGCCUCUCCAGACGCAGACACUUACCUCCUGUUCACUCAGCCCACACACAGUCCAGGGAAUCAACUUGAGCUGCCGGCCGGACAUCCCGUUGACUUCCUGGUAGGCUUCCUGAACAAGGGCAGCGAGGACUUUGUGAUCGAGACCGUGGAGGCAUCUUUCCGGUAUCCAAUGGACUUCAACUACUUCAUCCAGAAUUUCUCUGCCAUCGCGUACAAUCGCGAAGUGAAACCGCGCAGCGAGGCCACAGUUUUGUACACAUUUAUCCCCUCAGAACACUUCGGCGGACGGCCUUUCGGGCUGAACAUUGCCCUGAGCUACAGAGACGCCAGUGGGCAGCAGUUCUCCGAGGCUGUCUUCAACGAGACUGUGCAGAUCUUCGAGGUGGAUGAGGGCCUAGAUGGCGAAACGUUCUUCCUGUACGUGUUCCUGGCCGGAAUUGUGGUGCUCUUGCUGGUGGUUGGACAGCAAUUCCUCGCGGGAUCCGUGGGCAAGCGGAAGAGGGGAAAUGUGCAGAGGAAGACCAUCGAGACGGGCACAAAUAGCAACGACGUCGAUUACGAUUGGCUUCCAGAGGAGACUCUGAGGGCUCUCCAAAAGUCACCCAACUCCAAGCUGUCACCGAAGAAGGCCUCCGGAAAGCACCACAAUCAACAGAGUCCAAAGCAGCGCAAGGCGAAGCGCACCGCUGGAUCCGAUGAUUAGACAUCAUCUCGAUUCUCAGAGCAUCUCAGCACAUCAUCCGUUCAUUGAGAGAUUGACCCGGUCACUAUGGAGAGUGCGUUGUUUGUGUGACAAGAUAAAGACUGGAACUUCUUCA